UAUACUUCACAGUCAUACUGAAACCGAAAGUGUUGUUCCUCUCAAACUGAAGCUCAACUCACACACUGUCACACACUCACACACUGUCACACACUCACACACAGCACAUCAGCUAGACGGAGACUGCUGCCACUGUCUGCAUUUACUGAAAACUGAGACAUGGCUUCAGCGAAUCUCCUGUUCUUUGUGCUGAUGUUAUCAUCUGUACGUGUUGGAAGGUCGAGUGAGAGUCUGUUUAAACUGAAAUGCCAGCCUGCAGUAGGAGUCAUCGGUCAGACCACUCACAUCUCCUGCAGUAUCGAGCUCUACACAAAGCCUACGCCUGUCGUUAUUAACACAGUGACUUUACUUAGGAGUGGAGAGAAAAAACCCUGUUUUGCAUUUCAGCCAUUUGAGAACAUUCAGAUCGGAGACUCUCGAUUUGAAGUUGAAAACGGGCCAUCAUUACAGCUUCAUAACACCGCAUUCUCAGAUGAAGGUGAAUAUUGGUACCUCAUCAGGACCAACCUGGGCCAAGAUCAAGUACAAUUCACAAUCAAUGUCACAGCCAAGUACAGCAACCCGAUCAUAACCUCCGUGCAGAAAGAGAUAGUGAACGAUGGAGCUGCUGAUCUGUACUGUAGCGCUAACGGUGGAUACCCAGCAGGAACCAUCCACUGGUUUGAUCAAAGCAACACAAACUGGACAAAAAGCGCCACACUGCAAAGCACGCAGGGAAACGAUGGUCUCUUCACUCUGUCCAGCAAACUGAGCUUCCAGAAGAUCGACUCACUCUGGGCACCUUUCAGGUGCGUCGUCCUCAACAACAGAUAUGAAGAAGAAGGAGGGACCACAUCAACUCUGGAGAUAAAGGAUAACCCGGAUAAUCCCCCAUUCUCCAGCAGCACGGUGAAUAACAGCAUUGCUGGUGUGGUAGUUAUCGGGUCUCUCAUCGUCGGGCUCCUGAUUGUUCUCUUGUUCAAGCGAAGACGUAAUCAGCAGCUAAGAAGAGCAUCAGCUAUCCCCAUUCUGAGCGCUGUUCCCAUGGAGCAAACUUACCCUGAAGAGGAAAAAGGCCUGAAUGAACCUGUUUAUAAGAAAGCAGCCGAAGCUGAAGAGAUCUUCACAGUGUAACGUCUGAAUUUUAAUUACCCUGUAAACAUUUAUUCACAUGAUGGUGACUCUGCUAGUCAGACAUGCUGGGCACGGUCAUCACGACGCUUGUACUUUCUAGAAAACAGAUUCUUUCUCCAUUACGGGGUCACUAAAUGAGUUAGUGUUCCAGUCACAUGACUCUCAGUGUGAUGUUAAAUGUGAAAAUAAAACCCAGGCUGUAGGGACUGUGGAAAGUCCCAGACUGAUAUGACCUUAAAACAAACCCAAAACCACAGAGAGUCCAAGUCUGAAUAGUGAGAAGUGAAAGUUUUUUAUUUUCCCCAAAUAUGCCAGAAUUAUCUAGCAUGUCUGAGUGUGCUGAAUUCGCCGAAUAACAAAGAAUUUAUAGAAAUAAUAAUAAUAAUAAUCAAAACAUAACAUAUAAUAAUAAUAAUAAUAAUAAUAAUAAUAACUAAUAACUGUUUAAUCAGUACAUAGAUUACCUUAUGGUAUACUAUACUAUACUAUACUAUAAUAAUAAUAAUAAUAAUAAUAAUAAUAAUAAUAAUAAUAAUAAUAAUAAUAAUGAUCAAAGAAUAAAAAAUCUUUUUAUAUAUCAAUAAUAAUUCUUUUUCCGGGACCCAUCAGCAGGUUCAUUUCAUACACUUAGCGUAUUUACUAAUAAACGCUUUGGUGAAUAAUAAUCAUAAUAAGGAUGUUAAGAGUUAGUGGCUGUGACUCACAGCUCCAAAUCUGAGGCUCUGUCCUGAUCCUGAGUGCCAUGUUCUGCUACACAACUGCUACUCUUUAUUUUUCAUAUUUUUCUACAUGGACUUCUAAACAACUUCGGCUAACCUGUAGAAACAGGAGACACCUAAGAACUACGCUUCUCUGCUUAGUUUACAAAUGUAAACACACAGCAUGACACACUGCUACGAUGUAAGUGAUAACUGAUAACAAGAACUAACUCGUUUUGAAACAAAGCUUCACAACAUUAAAUGGAACUAUAAACAGAUAAAAUGUACAUGUCGUUCUUUAAUAAAUAAAAAAAUUGAAAUCAUUGACAAAAUGCUGUGAAAACUUACAUGAGGAAUAAAGCAUGUCAUCAUUGAUUAUUUUCCUAUAAUAGCAUGCCCCAACAUGUUUUACUGAUGAAGUAAUUCAGUGCAUUGUGAUAUAGUAGAGAGAGUCUGCAAAAAAUCGGAUGCUUAUACAAGAUUUAGGGUGUAGUAGACUUCACAGACCUCCAUUACUUGUUAGCUAUGUUAGCUUUGCAAAGUUAAAACAGCAAACUUCAGACAACAAACAUGUCUUGGGGUACAUUUAGAUUAAUGGAUUUAUUUUUCACUGAAGUAUCCUAAAUCGUCUGUAACCGAAUCCCAGGCUCAGGAUCAGGGAAGUACCUCCAGCGCUGGUGCAUUACACUGCCUUUCUUUGUUUUACAUUUGCAUUUAUAAUGUAAAGGUUUAUCUCAGCUCUAAUCUCUCUGUCUCUCACACACACACACACACAAAGUUUUAUCUCAGCCCUAAUCACACACACACACAUACACAAACACACAAAGUUUCUCUCACACACACCCACACAAACCAAAGCACUAUUUAAUAGCCCUUAAUAACCAUAAAAGGUUACACAGCCUAAGUUUAAUACCAAACCCAGAACUCAAUGCAGAGACAAAGACAUUGAGGUCAUACAGAACCAAGAGGAGCCCUGAAUCAGAACACUACAAAUUAGCAAGAGUUGUACUGUGAAUAAAGCACUUCAGGUAAUGUCAGUAAAAUAGUGUACAACAACGCCAGAGACUGAGACCCCUGCUGGACAGGAAAGGUAUUACAGUGAGCUGGUGCAAUUAGGGCACUUUGUAAAGUGUCUACGUGUGGUGCCUUUCCAAUCUGAAAUAAUGAAAACCUUCUCUGAUUGAAGAGCCAUUCAUUUCAUAUCACCCUAGGAGGUAGAAGUGUGCAGUGACUUCAAAAUGGACCUCAGAUGCUCCUCAAGACUCAGUUUGAACCAAAUGUGUUUAAUUAUUUGUGCAAAAUAUGAACACGUCAGUGUGAGAGAAAACCUCCUGUUCAAACAGGAGCUUUUGGAACAUUCCAGAGAAACUUAAAUUAAUAAAAUCAUUUAAAUCCUGGAGUAAAAACAUCCAUUUUUAUGAUUUCAUAUUUGGGGAAAUACCACUUCAAAAUUGCAGAAUUUUAAAGCAGAAAAAUCUUUAUAGAUAAAGACACUGGGUUGAAAAAUAUUCACUUUGUGCUUACUUUUCAGUGACUCUUCUGUGACUUUUUUUUCUGCACUUUAAUAACACUUAACAGAGUUCAUUCAGUAGCAAACCCUAAGCACAUUAAACAUACGCAUGUUUUUUUGUGUAUUUCGUGCUCUGUCAUUGUUACUUGUGUUUUACUCUUUUUUAUAUUUGUGUGUGUUUUUGUAUUGUUUAUUGAUUGUACAUUGUAAACAUGAAUAAAUAUCUACUGAACAGAA
Molecule: messenger RNA, 3558 nt
Organism: Pangasianodon hypophthalmus (striped catfish)
Lineage: Eukaryota; Metazoa; Chordata; Actinopteri; Siluriformes; Pangasiidae
Exons: 8
Coding region: 160-1113 (317 amino acids)
Biological process (GO): positive regulation of T cell proliferation; T cell costimulation; cell surface receptor signaling pathway
Cellular component (GO): external side of plasma membrane
Molecular function (GO): protein homodimerization activity; protein heterodimerization activity
Source: RefSeq, a predicted model, not a curated record